Molecule: messenger RNA, 2206 nt
Organism: Saimiri boliviensis boliviensis (Bolivian squirrel monkey)
Lineage: Eukaryota; Metazoa; Chordata; Mammalia; Primates; Cebidae
Gene: THAP1
Product: THAP domain containing 1
Biological process (GO): regulation of transcription by RNA polymerase II
Cellular component (GO): nucleus
Molecular function (GO): RNA polymerase II cis-regulatory region sequence-specific DNA binding; DNA-binding transcription factor activity
Source: RefSeq, a predicted model, not a curated record
GCUUCAGCCAAUAGUCAGCUUCCCAGGAAAGGUUACCUCUGACCUCGGAGUAAUCAGAGACAGUAGGACGCACCCCUCGCGAUAGGUGAGGUUGAAGCUGCCUCCGCCAUCUUGGAGAUGGGAGACGGGCGAUGACUGUGGUCCUUCUGCUAAUGCAAACAACAAAACGGGCACACUAGUCACCUCCGAGGGAGGCCACCGUCACUGUAACUGUUGGCCAAAGCUACAAAAGAAACGAGGGUGUCCAACCGAGCCCGGCGACACUGAAAGCAGCUUCCCCUGCCUUCUGCGGCGGCAGAAGUGAAGUGCCUGAGGACCGGAAGGAUGGUGCAGUCCUGCUCCGCCUACGGCUGCAAGAACCGCUACGACAAGGACAAGCCCGUUUCUUUCCACAAGUUUCCUCUUACUCGACCCAGUCUUUGUAAAGAAUGGGAGGCAGCUGUCAGAAGAAAAAACUUUAAACCCACCAAGUAUAGCAGUAUUUGUUCAGAGCACUUUACUCCAGACUGCUUUAAGAGGGAGUGCAACAACAAGUUACUGAAAGAGAAUGCUGUGCCCACGAUAUUUCUUUGUACUGAACCACAUGACAAGAAAGACGAUCUUCUGGAGCCACAAGAACAGCUUCCUCCACCUUCUUUACCGCCUCCUGUUUCCCAGGUUGAUGCUGCUAUUGGAUUACUAAUGCCACCUCUUCAGACCCCUGUUAAUCUCUCAGUUUUCUGUGACCACAACUAUACUGUGGAGGAUACAAUGCACCAGCGGAAAAGGAUUCAUCAGCUAGAACAGCAAGUUGAAAAACUCAGAAAAAAGCUUAAGACCGCACAGCAGCGAUGUAGAAGGCAAGAACGGCAGCUUGAAAAAUUAAAGGAGGUUGUUCACUUCCAGAAAGAGAAAGACGACGUAUCAGAAAGAGGUUAUGUGAUUCUACCAAAUGACUACUUUGAAAUAGUCGAAGUACCAGCGUAAUAAAAUGAAAUGUGUAUUGAUUUCUAAUGGGGCAAUACCACAUAUCCUCUUCUAGCCUGUAGAGGAGUUUCAUUUAAAAAAAAAUAACACUUGUUACUUAUAUAAAAACAGUUCAGAAUAUUUUUUUAAAAAGAAUUCGAUAUAUACUAUAAAAUUAAAAAUUUUUGUUUGUAGUUUCAGGUUUUUUACAUUUUAACAAAAUAUUUUAAAAGUUAUAAGCUAACCUCAGACCUCUAAGUUGGUUUCAAGAUUGGAGAUUUUUGGUUUUUUUUAGUAUUUAUAGAAAUAAUGUAAAAAUAAAAAGUAAAGAGAAUGAGAACAGUGCAGUAAAGGGGUGAUUUAAGUUUAAAACGUAAUACUGUUUUAUUGAGAGAACUAGUUAUAUUUUAAAUCAGAAGUAUGGGUCAGAUCAUGGGACAUAACUUCUCAGAAUAUAUGUAUAUGUACAUAUUCUCAUAUGUAAAGUCACAAAGUUCAUUUAUCUUUCUGAAUCAGUUAUUAACGAUAAACUGGCAAGUCAGUACUUAAAAAGAAAAAAAAAAUUUGAUUCUCUACACAGCAGAAAAGAGUCAUUACAUAUCAGAGUGGAUUUUUUUUUGUUUUUUUAAAUGGGCUCCUAGUUUUUCUCCUACUGUCUAGCAUUAUAAAAUUAGAAGUGUAUUUUCAGUGGAAGAAACAUUCUUCAAUAAAUAAAGUAAGGCAUUGUUAGCAGUGAAGUAAUAAAACUGAGGCCUGAUCUAUGAUAUGCUUUUUUCUAGGAUAUUCAGUUCCCCAACUAUAGUUAUAGAUCUGCUUUCAAGUCUCUGACAAAUGUGUUGUGUUAGUGGAGUUUGAUUUGUAUCAUAUGAUAAUCUUGCACUUGACUGAUUUGGGGCAGGGCUUCACAUAAAACAAUUAUUUCUUCACGUUUAACACAAGUUAGAAAUUAUAUCCCAUAUACUUAAAUGAGUGAUUUAUAUUCAAAAGCAACCUACUGUGUAGUGUUUAUUUUACUGAAUGUUGAGAUUUAAACACUGAGGUUUCUGUUCAAACUGUGAGUUGUGUUCUGACUUUGUGAGAAAUUUUACAUAUAUUUGAAAUGAAAAUAUGUUCUGAGUAAACAAAUAUUGCUAUAGGAGUUAUCUAUUUAGAUUUAGAAUUACUGUUCCAAUGAUAAUUAUUACUUCUAUAUUUCAAAGUACACUAAGAUAGUUGAAGAGUAAUAGACCCUUUAAGACAGUAUUAAAGGUGUGAAACAAUG